Messenger RNA from Oppiella nova, 1029 nucleotides. Lineage: Eukaryota; Metazoa; Arthropoda; Arachnida; Sarcoptiformes; Oppiidae. The record is from the annotation of a GenBank genome assembly.
AUGAGUGGCGAGUCGUCGAGUCGGGUGUCGGCCACUGUGGUCACCACCAGUAAGACAGACAACAAACGUGUGGAGAAGACCUUCGCGAUGGACGCGAUGGGAGUGGGAGGCGAUGGCGCCUCAGAGGGUGGUAUCUCUCACUUGUCGUCGCUGAAGAAGUGUGUGAACCGAUUGGAGACAUCUCUGAACCAAUACUUGACGCAAAUCAUUGACGACGAGACGGAGCCCAACCCGGAGGCCGUGAGCGCUCAGAUCGCGGGCGAAGUGGUGCCCCAAAUGACUGCCAGCCCUCAGAUGACAUCCCAACCCAAACACAAGACUGUGCCGAAGACAGCCCUCAACGACCACUACGACUAUGAGGACAGUCGGCGCCCAUCGGACGGACCCAAACACAAGAAGUGCAAAAACAAUUGUGAUAAUCGAUUGGAGAGAAUCAAAGAGACGGUUAAGUCUUACCCAGACUUUCCCAAAAAGGGGAUCUUAUUUCGCGAUUUGUUUCCAGUGCUGAGAGAACCCAAAGUGUUCACCGAAUUGAUUGACUUAAUGGCCGAAAGGAUCGCAGCCAUUGAGCCCAAAGCCGAAGCCAUUAUAGGCCUGGAAUCGCGUGGAUUUCUGUUGGGGACACCACUGGCCCUACGGCUCAAACUGCCGUUCAUUCCCGUCCGAAAACCGGGCAAAUUGGCCGGACAUGUGAGGAAAGUGUCCUAUUCUCUCGAAUACGGAACCGAUUCACUCGAAAUACAGACACAAUCCGUCACUAAUGGCUUGAAGUGUGUCAUUGUGGACGACUUGAUCGCAACGGGAGGCUCACUGAAGGCCAGCAUCGAUUUGGUGCUCAGCACGCCGCCCGUUCACCAGGUGUCAAACCAACAGUACCUUAACCAACGUGACUUGCCGUCUAACAAACGGCCUCUUCUACUCGGCAACGACACGCCCUCCUUACGGAAGGAAGAGGAGGUGGGAGAGGAAUUAGGAGAGCUGAAACAGCCACCCGAGCUACAGAUAGAGCUAGAGAUCGCACGGAUAUAA